CGCACUGGCCCAUUGCCAAUUUGCCAUUGUCAAAAUUUUCUCGAUCUCUCGUUUUUUCUACUACUAUCUAUAUACUAAUAAUGCAAGAAACAUGUCCCAUUUUUGUUCAAAAGAAAGUUAUCAAAAGUUGUAGUGGUGAUCUUCAUCGUUAUCUUGAUAUUACAGCAGUUUUACCUCAUCUCUAUGCAAAAGAGCUGCUUUCUGAUGAAGAGUUUGACGUUCUCUCUAGUAAUUACCUCACUCGUCAAUAUAAAAUCAAUGCGCUAAUUAAAGGGUUACCUUUAAAAGGAUCAACAUUCUUGGAUGAUUUUCUUCAAUGUCUUCACAAAUCAACAGAUGGAACUGGGCACAAGGAGCUUUUUAAUAAAAUUAUGUAUGCAUCUUAUAAGGCGUCUGUGUAUGAAAAAAUCAGGGGUUACAUAAAGAAGGUAUGCAGGUGCUUUUGUAUCAUUAUCCUUUUAAUCGUCCUGUUAAUUUUUACUCUUUUUUGUGCAUUGAUCCUUUUUUUGAAUAUUGGAAGACUAAGUUAUUUUGGAACUCAACAAGAAGACUUAAAAAUGCCUCCACUAUCAGACCUUCCAAAGUAUUAUUCAACAAAAUUACCAAAAGAGCAGAUUUAUUUCGUAGGAAGAAACAUUGAGUUAAAGGAAUUAACAAUGCACUUGGAUUUCAAUAAAUCAAAUACGAGAAUUAUUGGCAUAUUUGGAGGACCAGGAAUAGGAAAAUCAACAUUGGCUAUUAAAGCAGGUCAUAAAGUUUCAAAAAUUAAUGUUACUGUCGAAUAUUUUGAUUUAUCUGAAGUUUUAUACAUUCCACACCUUCUUCAUAAAAUUUUGGGUGGCACAACAAAUAGUACGCAACAUUCAGUUAUGAUAGAGGAAUUAAAAUGCUUGGCUGCAGAAUCCACUGUACCAAAGCUAUUAAUUUUUGAUGGAUGUGAUAAUUUUUUUGAUAACAAUCAAAAAGGAGUGAUACAGAAAGUGUUUGACAUUUUAAUCAAAUUCUCAAGCCAAAUUAAAAUUAUUUUCACAAGCAAGCAUAUGGCAACAUUUCUAAGCCAUUUUAAAUCAAUAACACUUGAAGAAUUAAGUGUAAAACAUGCCACUGAACUUUUGAAAAAACUAAAUUCUAAGUUAACUGAAAAAGAUGCUGAAACAAUUGCUGAUGCUGUUGGAAAUAUACCACUUGCGCUUCAAAUUGUCGGGGCACUUUUAGAAACAAACACCAUUUCACCAGAGGCUAUCAUUACUGGAAUUGCUACCAACCCUCUAAAUAUUCUUAGUCCGGAAACAUUACCUGAAUUUCAUCAAGUCCAAACAUCACUUCAAGUUUCAUAUAAUAAUUUAAAUGAUGAGUAUAUUCAGAGAUGUGCUCGGUUUUUAGCUAACUUUCCAGGUUCCUUUCGCCAAGAUGCUGCUAUAAGUGUCCUUACAUACAUGGCCAAUGAAACAUAUUUUUAUGUUGAAGUUUUCAGUAUACUAGAAAUAUAUCACAACUGGCUACCAAGUCCAUUAAAGUGCUUGGAAACCUUGGUAAAUAGAUCUUUGCUAAAGUAUCAUUCUAAUUCAAACCGCUAUUCAUUUCACAAACUUGUUAAAAUGUUUCUCAUGACUAUACAAUUUGAGCAGAAGAUUGUGAAUCAAUUUAAAAGCGGUUUCGCCAAAUAUUUCGCUGAAUAUUGGAAUUCUUUUCACAUUUCUGCACAUAAAGGUCAAUACGAUCCAAAAAUUAUAGCAGCACUUGAUUUGGAAAGGCAUAAUUUUGAAUUUAUGGAGGAAAUUUUACCAGAGUUUGGGUCAGAUAUGUCUUACGUUAGUCAAUACACAGAAUCAGCUGAGUUGUAUGCAUCAUAUAGUGACUCACUUAUGGACUACUUCAACCACGUUAAAAAAAGCAAGACUGCUAACGCUGUUGUAAAAGUUGAUAAAAAGAUAGAUUUACUUAUGGAUCGUCGUCAAAAAAUUGCGAUGCUGCUAGAUCUUCAUAGCAAAGUAGUUAUUGCAGACAAAGGGCCUCAACGUUAUGUUGAACUUUUUGUUGAAAUGAUUAUCCAAGUAAGUAUUGUCGAGGACUACUUAGGCAAAGCAAAAGAAGCACUUGAGUAUUUAAAAUCACGUAAACCAAGAAUCAAGACUUUGCAUAAAAAUUAUGGUACUCAAGUAGAAAAAUCUGUAGAAAAAUAUUUUAAUCAAGUUCAAAAAUUUUCUCUUGAAGUUGGGGAUAUUGACACAUUGAUGGAAGCAUUACAAGUGAAAACUGGACUUUCAUGGCCAAUUGAAAAAUGUUCUGAAAUCCGAUGUGGUAAUUUCAAAAAGGGUCGAGCUUAUUUUGGUGCACAAAAUUACAAAAAGGCUGUCAAGCAUUAUGAAACGUACAUUAAUCUCAAUAAAAAUAUUCCUGAGCAUGAAUAUCUUUAUGUUAUUGUGAUGCUAUACUACUGCCAUCAUUUUAAUGGAGACCAGCAAAAAGCCACUGAUAUUGCUAAACUUCUCGAUGAAAAGGCAACAAAAGAUAGAUUAUGGGAUUUAAUUGUUGAUGAAAAGAAUUACAAAAAGGUUGAAAUUAUUUACCUUUUUUAUGGAAAGGUGAGACCAGGAACGCCCGAGCAUUCGUUAUUGUCACUGAAGUUAGAAGCUCACCAUCAUCCUGUUAUUAAAUUUACUUAUGUAAAAUGACAUGUGAUCAUUAUCAUUGAUAUUAAUAGUAAUUUAAAAUUAAAAAAUAAUCUUUUUUUAAAAGUGAAGCUACAAAUACAUGUAGUUUAGUGCAAAUUAGAUCUAAAGGACAUUAAGUAUUAGUUGUACUAAUUUUGUC
Amphimedon queenslandica is the source of this 2814-nucleotide messenger RNA. RefSeq lists its product as uncharacterized. The coding region runs from base 81 to 2675 and encodes 864 amino acids. Gene Ontology annotation, molecular function: ADP binding; protein binding; ATP hydrolysis activity. The record is from RefSeq and is a predicted model, not a curated record. NCBI's taxonomy places the organism in Eukaryota, Metazoa, Porifera, Demospongiae, Haplosclerida, Niphatidae. Gene Ontology annotation, biological process: defense response to other organism; regulation of apoptotic process. The transcript has 3 exons.